GAGGAGCCGCCGCCCAGCUCCGGCCGGGCCGAGCAGCGGCUUCAGCCCCGGCUCCCGGCAGGGUGAAGGAACGUGGGAGCCGCUGAGGAGACGGUGUGUGAGGAGACGCUUUCAUCAUCCUGCCCUGAAAUGGCUGCCUUUUUGGAGGAGAAUAUUAGUAUCCUCUCUGAGUCUUCAGGAAAGGAGUCUGGGAACAAGGCUGCAGCAGAGAGAGCUUCUCCUGGCAAUGUGAGCUGUGGGAACAGUUCCCCGGAAGCAGAGGACACUGAUAUCCACCUGCUGUACCUCUCCAAAAGGGCUGCUCUGCGUGGGAGGAAGAGGCCGAAGCCCAAGUCAGGGCUGGCCCCAUCAGGUGGCGAUAGCUGCGGCUCUGCGGGGCCAGGGCACGCUCCCCAGAGCCCUGAGCUCCCUGUGGACACCAAGAGGCUGAAGGAAGCCAACAAGGAGAACCUCGGGACCGGCCUGAAGGUGCCUGAGCGUCCCCCCAGCCGCUCCCAGCAGCGCUUGGAUACACUCCCGAGCAGAGAUCCGCCCUCGGCCAACAGGAACGAUGCUUCCAGGACAAGUGAAGCUUCUCCUGGGUUGCUUCCAGGGCAUGAGGCAUCUCCAGCUCUUCCAGAGAAAGUCGUUGCCACUCCAAGAAUUUAAUUAAGGUCACAGUCCCAUCCAUGUCCACAGUCCUAGUUGAAACUUAUAUAUUGUCAGGAGUGUUGUAACAAUCUGUAGUAAGUUUUUAAACUGAAAUUGAUAUUUGCUUGUAUUGGCAGUACAGU
Molecule: messenger RNA, 773 nt
Organism: Myiozetetes cayanensis
Lineage: Eukaryota; Metazoa; Chordata; Aves; Passeriformes; Tyrannidae
Product: heat shock factor protein 5-like
Exons: 5
Coding region: 130-648 (172 amino acids)
Source: RefSeq, a predicted model, not a curated record